Molecule: messenger RNA, 1205 nt
Organism: Pimephales promelas (fathead minnow)
Lineage: Eukaryota; Metazoa; Chordata; Actinopteri; Cypriniformes; Leuciscidae
Source: RefSeq, a predicted model, not a curated record
UUGUCUGCUUUAUAUGAUGUCUAAGGAGUCUUGCCUUAUUUCCUCCCCAUCUGCAGGCGACAACACUUCAUCACCGUCAAAGUCAACUUUCAUCACCGUAUGCAGUUUUUCUACCAUGAUGACUCUUCCUCUUCCUCUUCUGCUGUGCUUCAUCAGUCAUAGCGAAUCCUCCAGUAAAACUGUGUCAGGAAUAAAGGGAGGAAUCGUCACUCUAUCCUGUGGAUCUGAGGACAGAGAGAUUGUGGAGAUCAGAUUAUACAGUCUGUCGAAACACAUCCCUGUGUGUGAGGAGAGAAAUUGCAGCGGUCGAGUGUGUAAAGAAGGAUCAUGUGACGUCAUCAUCAACGACCUGAUCUACAGUGACGCUGGGAAAUACUUUAUAUAUAUUUAUUACAACAAUGAUCAGAGAGAAGUGGAGCGACAGAUCAGGAAAUAUCAUCUUCAUAUUCACGAUGAGAUCUCAGUGAAGAAAGGAGAGGAUCUGAAGUUGGAUGUUCUGUUGACCAACGCUGAUAAAGUGGAGAGAAACUCUGGCUCCGGCUGGACAGAGCUGUGGAGGAGAGGUCACGGGGUCAGCAGUGAUGGACUGAGCGUCAGUGAGCAGACUCUGAUCAUUCAUGAGUUUACAGACACUGACUCUGGAUCAUACAGAGUUCUGGACUCUAAUAAUGAAGCCUUGAUCACAGUCACAGUCACAGUGGUAUCUACAGGAUCUGGCUCAACAGGAGAACACACAGCUUACCCCCAUCGUGAUCGAGAACCUUUGAGUUGGCCAGAGAAAGUGAAUGGGAUUUUUGUGAUUACGAUAUUUAUUGCAUAUAUAGUGAUUAUGGUAAUUCAGAUUGUGUUGAGGUUUGCUGGAAGGUUCUGGUGAGAUUACUUGUAAUUUUCCUUGAGCACUAAACAUAUUCAGAGGAUUCUGUCUACAUAUUUCUCCAAUAUAUACUGUUUACACCACGAUUCGAUUAGUUUCAAGUGGCCUAAAGAUUUGGUCUAACAGAAGGGUGACCAAACCUAGUUCUUGAACUAAGAAUAAUAGUUUUUAUUGAAUAUCAACUAUUGUUUUUUAAAGAGUUAGGAAAGUAUUUAUAGAAAAAAAAAGUAAAAAAAAAAAGAGAAGGGAAGAAUUUACAUAUAAAGAUUGUAGAAAAUAUUUGUCUAAAUUAUAUGAAUUAUUUAAUGUAUAUAUAACAGUUAUUUCUUAU